AUGGCUAGUCGGAGAGGACUAUCCAGAUACUUGAGGACAUGCUUAGAGCGUGUGCCCUUGAUUUCAAGGGUAGUUGGGAGAAGAAUUUGCCGUAUGUCGAAUUUGCAUAUAACAAUAGCUAUCAAUCCAGCAUUCAAAUGGCACCUUAUGAGGCGCUAUAUGGUCGACGAUGUAGUUCGUGAUAGGCUUUUGACAGCUCAGAGUCGUCAGAAGUCGUAUGCAGAUUGUAGGCAUCGACCCUUAGAGUUUGCAGUUGAUGAUUUGGUGUACCUUAGAGUAUCGCCUAUGAAAGGGGUAGUGAGGUUUGGGAGGAGAGGUAAGCUCAGUCCCCGGUAUGUUGGACCUUUUCGAGUCCUUAGGCGAAUUGGGAAGGUAGCUUAUGAGUUAGCACUACCACCGUCGAUGGUUGGAGUGCACCCCGUAUUUCAUGUGUCGAUGCUACGCGGGGUUAUUGGAGGCCCCUCUCAUGUUUUGCCCCCGACAGCACCCACUAUGAUCCAACCAAGCUUGCAAUAUGAAGAGCAACCUGUUAAGAUCUUAGAUAGGCAGGUCAGAAAGCUUAGAUCUAAAGAAAUAGCUUCCGUUAAAGUUCAGUGGAGCCACCAUAGUGAGGGUGAGGCCACUUGGGAGAUGGAAGAUGCUAUGAAAGAGAAAUAUACUUAUUUGUUUCCGUGA
This is a messenger RNA of Diospyros lotus (date-plum), 675 nucleotides long. RefSeq lists its product as uncharacterized. NCBI's taxonomy places the organism in Eukaryota, Viridiplantae, Streptophyta, Magnoliopsida, Ericales, Ebenaceae. Bases 1 to 675 code for a protein of 224 amino acids. The record is from RefSeq and is a predicted model, not a curated record. The transcript is spliced from 2 exons.